This is a messenger RNA of Verticillium dahliae VdLs.17, 1587 nucleotides long. RefSeq lists its product as uncharacterized. The transcript has a single exon. The record is from RefSeq and is a predicted model, not a curated record. NCBI's taxonomy places the organism in Eukaryota, Fungi, Ascomycota, Sordariomycetes, Glomerellales, Plectosphaerellaceae. The coding region runs from base 1 to 1587 and encodes 528 amino acids.
AUGGCCGACAUUUCGACCAACCCGUUCCGCAGGAAGAGCGCAGCUGCCGCCACCUCCGACCGCCCCUCCAUCCCCAAGGCCACAUCCUCUGCCGCCUUUCUGCAGUCCAUCACCACCUCCACCGACAGCGAUGGCACUGCGACGCCGCCCCUCAAGCAAAAGGUCGUCAAGAGAGUCCGCGUGCAGUCGCCGCCCCCGUCCCCUGGCGCCGUGCCCAGUCCUCCUGUGAUCCCUGGCUACAGCAACGAUGACUAUGACGACCCGGACCCUUUUGAGAGUCGCUUUCCCGCCAACCCCGACAACAUGGGCGCUCUACCCGAGGCGGCGCCGCUCGUCGCCGCCAACCGCAGCGCUGAGACGACGUUUGAAGACAAGACCGAUCACGAUGUUGCCCACGAUCUCGAAGCCGUCACAACGGCAUCGGCACCUGGCAAGGGCGGCCUCGAUGUCAGCGCCUUUCAGAGACUGCUGCUGACAGGGCAGUCGGGAUCAGAAGCUACCGUGCCCCCCACAGCGCCGUUGCAAAACGACAAUGCGCCAGCCGCGAUCUCAGUUGAAAGAUUAAAUGAGGCGGGGCACGAGGACGUCCGGUCUACAACACCAACAUCGCAACGAGGCACGCCCGUGCCGCCGGGACCUCGCCGACCCCCACCUCCACCGAGCUCUCGGCACGGCAAGUCGAUCAAGCCGCAACAUAUAGAGGAAGUCUCGGGAGCACAACCAUCGUCCUCGACAUCGUCCCUCGCCUCGCCCAAGCCGAGGUCUCCGUCUGAUGUUGAAAGGCCGGUUCCCCCGGCACCGCGACACCGCGUGGCCGAUGACACAGAAGACACGAUCGCUCGGGAGGCGGCAGCAAGGUUGCCCGAGCACGAAGAGCCACUGCACAGCCCAGAGCCAAUCCCAGCAUCUGGAAAGAAGCCCACCCCUGCACCGCCGCCCAGACGAGGCCAUGCUCGGGCAGAGAGCAAGCAACUGUCUGCGUCGAAUGCUGUGCUAGCACAUGACGACGAGCCGCAACCGCGAUCGUCAGUCGAUUCGCAGCGGUCGCGAUCGGAGAGCACGAGAAACAAAGAUGUGCCCGCACCGCCGCCAUCAAGGCGACCCGUGACCGUGUCGCGGACAUCCGCCUCAUCUACUUCCCUUGCCACAUCGGCAAGCCCAUUCACCGACGCGGAGCCCACGUCGUCUGGGACACCUGUGUCCCUACACGUCGGGGCGCACGAGCAAACCCCCAAAUCAUCCCCGCCGCCGCCUCCUCCGGCGCGGAAGGCGUCUACACGGAGGCCGCAGCCGCGGAACGCCGAAACAACUAGCAGACGAGUCGUGAGCGGAGAAAAGGAGAACACCAUUGCGCCUCCACCGCCGCCGCCCCGACAGAGAGGCAGCAGCAAGGGCAGUGUCGAUGCGCCGGGAGCAUCGCAGCGGACGAGCCUUGACAGCACGCGGGUUUUCACGCCGCCAGCUCAUAACCAUGUAGCGGAAGAUGCGGGGCAGGAAGGCCUCAGGGAGGGUCAGAACAUCCUCGCGGACCUGGACGCCCUGCAGAGAGAAGUAGAUGCACUGAGGGGCCAGUAUCGGGGAGAUUGA